This is a messenger RNA of Poecilia reticulata (guppy), 3115 nucleotides long. It is a transcript of the gene hid1a, whose product is annotated as HID1 domain containing a. Gene Ontology annotation, cellular component: Golgi trans cisterna; Golgi medial cisterna; membrane. The record is from RefSeq and is a predicted model, not a curated record. Lineage: Eukaryota; Metazoa; Chordata; Actinopteri; Cyprinodontiformes; Poeciliidae.
AAUGACUCAAGCGUAGGACGGAGGUGAGAUUAACAGGGAUUCUCAGCGGCAGCAGAUUUGCGUUGUCUGAAGGGAAUCGACCGCGAUGGGAAGCAGCGAUUCAAAGCUAAAUUUCAGGAAAGCGGUGAUCCAGCUCACGACCAAAACGCAGCCGGUGGAAGCCACAGAGGAUGCCUUCUGGGACCAGUUCUGGGCAGACACCACCAUCACAGUCCAGGAUGUUUUUGCUCUGGUGCCAGCUGCAGAGAUAAGAGCUGUUCGAGAGGAGUCGCCGUCAAACCUGGCAACCCUCUGCUAUAAGGCGGUGGAGAAGCUGGUGCAGGGAGCAGAGUCCGGCUGUCCCACCGACCGGGAGAAGCAGGUGAUUCUGAACUGCACUCGCAUCCUGACCCGGAUUCUUCCCUACAUCUUCGAGGACCAAGACUGGAGAGGGUUCUUCUGGUCAACGGUGCCUGGUGCAGGACAUGCUGGGACAGAUGAGCUGGACGACGAUGACGGAGCCCGACCACUGGCUGAGUCGCUGCUCUUGGCGAUCGCCGACCUGCUCUUCUGCCCUGACUUCACUGUGCACAGCCACAGAAGAGGCCCUGACUCGGUGGAGAACAUGCAGUCUUUAGACAGCUGUGAGUACAUCUGGGAGGCUGGGGUGGGAUUUGCACAGUCCCCGCCUCUUAACUACAUCCAUGACCUCAACAGGGCAGAGCUGCUGAGAUUGUUACUAACCUGCUUCUCAGAGGCCAUGUACCUGCCUCCUUCACCCGACAACAGCGUCCUCAACCCCUGGGUCACAUUCUUCUGCUCCACAGAGAAUAGACACGCUCUUCCUCUGUUCACAUCUCUCCUCAAUGUGGUCUGUGCUUAUGAUCCCGUGGGCUACGGCAUCCCCUACAACCACCUCCUAUUUGCGGACUACCGGGAGCAGCUGGUGGAGCAGGCUGUGCAGAUUCUUAUUGUGACGCUGGAGCACGAUGGAGGAGCUCCCCGACCUGCCGCUUCGUCAUCCAGCAUAGAGGAGCUAGAGAAUGCUGGCCCUGAAAACCUCUUUGUCAAUUACUUGUCAAGGAUUCACAGAGAGGAGGACUUUGACUUUGUGCUGAAGGGGCUCGCUCGGCUACUGACCAAUCCUCUGGCUCAGACGUACCUGCCCCACUCCACCAAGAAAAUUCAAUUCCACCAAGAACUGCUGGUGCUUUUCUGGAAACUCUGCGACUUCAAUAAGAAAUUCUUGUUUUUCGUCCUGAAGAGCAGUGAUGUGCUGGAUGUUCUCGUUCCAAUUCUCUAUUACCUGAACGAUGCCAGGGCAGAUCAAUCUCGUGUUGGACUCAUGCACAUCGGCGUGUUUAUUUUGCUCCUGCUGAGCGGGGAGAGAAACUUUGGCGUGCGCUUGAAUAAGCCGUAUUCUCUCCAUGUCCCAAUGGACAUCCCGGUGUUCACAGGGACGCACGCAGACCUGCUGAUAGUGGUUUUUCACAAAAUCAUCACCACAGGACACCAGCGCCUCCAACCUCUUUUCGACUGCCUGCUCACUAUUAUUGUAAAUGUUUCCCCCUACCUGAAGAGCCUGUCCAUGGUAGCAGCCAAUAAACUACUCCACCUGCUGGAGGCUUUCUCCACCACCUGGUUUCUGUUCUCUACCGUUCAGAACCACCACCUUGUCUUCUUCCUUCUUGAGGCUUUCAACAACAUUAUCCAGUACCAGUUUGAUGGAAACUGCAAUCUUGUCUAUGCCAUCAUCCGCAAGCGCAACGUGUUCCACCAGCUGGCCAAUCUGCCCUCUGACCCCGCUACAAUCCAAAAGGCUUUGCAGAGGAAGAAGAAGUCACCAGAUGUGAUUUCCCGCACAAGCUCCCAAGAGACUGUGUCCAUGGAGGGCUCCCACCCGGCGGUGCCAGCAGAACCGGGCACGCUGAAGGCCAGCCUGGUCGCUAUGCCAGGCAUAGAUAAGUUGACUGAGAAGUCACAGGUAUCCGAGGACGGGACCAUGGUGUCGAUCCCAAAGUUAGACUCUCCACAGACGGUCCACUCAGAUCAGAGUGCAGCCGCUGGGACCAGUGACACAGAGUCAAACUCGGGCAGAGACAAUGAGGAUGUUUUCUACACUGAAGCAGAGAUGGAAAGAAGGCGUUUGUCAAGUGCCUCUUCGACUUCGUUAUGGACUCCUACCCCAGAAUGGAUCCUAUCUUGGAAAUGCAAGUUGCCGCUUCAGACUAUCAUGCGUCUUCUACAAGUACUAGUUCCCCAGGUGGAAAAGAUCUGCAUUGACAAGGGUCUAACAGAUGAAUCAGAGAUCCUGAAGUUCCUUCAGCAUGGCACGUUAGUGGGCCUGUUGCCGGUUCCUCACCCCAUCCUCAUCAGAAAGUAUCAGGCCAACGCCGGCACCGCUAUGUGGUUUCGUACUUACAUGUGGGGAGUUGUUUACUUGCGCAAUGUGGAUCCUCCCAUCUGGUAUGACACUGACGUGCGCCUUUUUGAGAUCCAGAGGAUGUAGGCUUAACCAUUUGAUGACUGAAAAAUGAACUGCUCUUAUUCUAGAAGUAUCUGCUGGUUUCCUGGAGAAAAACAAAAAACAAAAAAAAACUCACUGUGUUAGACCUGUCUUCUAAUUAUUAUGCUUGCACCAAACACUUUCUGAUCUGGAAAGAUUAAAGAUGUAUGAAGUAUCAUCAAUGUCCAUAAACAACUAUGUUUGAACAUUUCUUUGAGACUUUGAGACAGCAGAAUGUCUGUUAAAGCACUGAGAAGAAUGAAGCGUUUUCAAAAAGCAAAGAAGUGUAACAGAAAUAUUUAACUUUUUGUCAUAUUUAUUAUAGAGGAUGUGGUGCUUUCCAGCAAAGGCAUGUAAAUUAUCUUGGAUGACACUGUGUUAGUAUUUCCAAUUAUUUAUUGUAUUUCCUAUGCUUUACAGUGAACUUGCACUUCUCUGACUUGUCUGUUCAGUUUGUGGUUUAAUGUGAUGUUUCAGAUAUGGAGAUGUUUUUAUGUAUAUGACCAAGAGGUUUAUUUUAGACUUUUUGUUUUGACUUCUUGCUUUGAUUUGUGAACCUUGCAGUGCUUGACUUUAAAACUGUAUUUUCUUGAAUUGUCCUGAAAAUAUAUAUUACUAUGGCUCUGUGAA